Messenger RNA from Zerene cesonia (dogface butterfly), 1887 nucleotides. RefSeq names its product kelch-like protein 10. The coding region runs from base 1 to 1887 and encodes 628 amino acids. The record is from RefSeq and is a predicted model, not a curated record. The transcript has 7 exons. Gene Ontology annotation, molecular function: protein binding. Lineage: Eukaryota; Metazoa; Arthropoda; Insecta; Lepidoptera; Pieridae.
AUGGAAUUUAAUUCGAAACAUCGAAAAUUAUCAAAAAAUAAGAGCUUCGUUCGUACUCCUUCAUCAACUAAGCCCAGACUAACAAAAAAAAGAACUAUAGUAAAAAAACGAAAAUGUGUGUGUCUCCCGGAAAAUAUUUCAGUUGUAGAGUUUCCACCAAUUUGGAACGAACUGAGAUUAAAUGGCCAGCUCUGCGACGGUACGAUUGUGUGCAGAGACAUGAAAUCGAUUCGGGUUCAUCGAGCAAUUCUAUCAGCGGUCAGUCCAUAUUUUAAAGUCCUUUUUAUAAAUUCUUUGAAAAAAGGUGAAGCUGAAGAAAAGGAAAUAUUUGUAGACGUACCCAGUUAUUAUAUGAGCUUGAUAUUAGAUUAUGCUUACACAGGUACUUGUGCAGUAACAUCUGAUAAUGUUCAAUAUUUGUUGCCCUAUGGUGAUCAAUUUGAUGUUGUUGGUAUUGUCCAGCUAUGCUGCCAGUUCUUGUUAAAAGAGUUACGGCCUCAUAAUUGUCUGGGAAUUUUUAAGUAUGCUAGAUGUUAUUUUUGUAAUGACUUAGAGAAAAAAGGAAAACUUUUUAUAAGACAAAACUUUUCUAAAAUAUUAAAAGAGUGUGGUGAAUUUAAAUCACUAUCGUAUGAAGAAUUAGAGGACAUUUUACGAGAUGAUGAACUAAAUGUUCGUAAUGAAGAAGUUGUAUUUCAAGCAAUUAAAACUUGGGUGGAACAUGACUUAGAGAAUCGAAAAAUGUAUAUACCGUCAUUGUUAUCAUGCGUUAGAUAUGGUCACAUCAGUUAUAAAUAUUUUAAAUCAAAAAUCUUGCAAUGGCAGCCAGUAGUUGAAGAUGAGAAAUGCCAGGAAGCUCUUUACCCGGCAGUAGUAUUUUUAACUGUUUUGGAUUCAAGGCCGGAAACAGAGGCAGAUCUGAAUGAUCCGCUGGCAAGACCUCGGAUACCGUACGAAAUUUUAUUUGCCGUAGGGGGAUGGAGUGCAGGCAGUCCUACGAGUUUCGUUGAAACAUACGACACAAGAGCCGAUAGAUGGUUUCUUUCAAUACACAUGGAUCUAUCCCCUCGUGCAUAUCAUGGUCUUUGCGCCUUGAACAAUUUAAUAUAUAUGAUUGGCGGAUUCGAUGGCAGCGACCAUUUCAAUACAGUCCGAUGUUACGAUCCAGUUACGAAUACGUGGCAUGAGCGAGCUUGCAUGUAUCAGGCGAGAUGUUACGUUAGCGUUGUUGUUCAUGAUGGUCUCAUCUACGCUCUUGGAGGAUAUAAUGGUAGAACACGCAUGUCCUCAGUAGAACGCUACUAUCCCGAAAAAAAUCAAUGGGAGAUGACAACACCUAUGAAUAAACAGAGGUCUGAUGCUAGUGCAGCUUCUCUUGGUGGAAAGAUUUACAUCGUCGGUGGUUUCAACGGUCAAGAAGUGCUUAGUUCGGCGGAAGUAUUUGACCCCGAAACGAAACAAUGGAGUUUUAUCAGGUCGAUGCUCAGUCCGCGAUCUGGAGUCAGUUUAAUCGCGUACAGAGAUUCUUUAUAUGCACUUGGUGGCUUUAACGGCUACAGUCGUCUUAACACUGGCGAAAGAUUUUGUCCUCAACGUGGAGGUGAAUGGCAAGAGGUCACAGAAAUGUUUAGCGCUAGAAGUAAUUUUGCGACAGUCUUACUGGAUGACAUGAUCUUUGUUAUCGGAGGGUUUAAUGGUUCUACCACAAUACCACACGUAGAAUGCUAUGAUGGCGACACAAUGGAAUGGUACGAUGCGGCGCCAAUGAAUUUAACGCGGUCAGCAUUAAGCGCUUGUGUCCUAGCUGGACUGCCGAAUGCACGAGCCUUUUCCUAUCUCGCUAAGGCAGUUCCUGCCGCAGGAGCUGAUCAAGCACACCAUUCGUAA